GACUGAUUUGGGACAGAAUGUGACUAUAAACUGUGAUCUGGAUGAUGAGGACGUUUAUUGGGAUUUACAGAAACAAUCAGAUUCUCCUACAGUGAUACUGCGCUCAUUCUCAAACCCAACAUUAGCCUUUAACUUCAAUAAAACAAAUAUUUAGUACAAUCUAAACAUCGUCUGGUCAUAUAUAACGUCACUAUAGAUGAGUUAGGAGUUUAUUACUGUAUGAACAAAGAUACACCUCCAAAACUCAGUCACAGCACACGACUGAACAUCAUUGAACCAGCUGAACGAAGCGAGUUCAAUACAACUGAAUGCAAGAAUCACACAAAUGUAACAGAGCAAAACUCAACACAAUUGAAGACUUUUACUCUCAUAUCAGGUCUGCUGAAUGCUGUUCUGAUCAUUACAGGAUUCUUAAAUGUUGUUUCUGCUGAAAAUGGAUGUUGGAACAGAUCUGGAAACAGUUCACAACUUUAUAACACUGAACUGCAGCAGACACAACAUUUAAAAGAGCCUCAAGACCCAAAUCAAUUACAGUAUGUGACAGUGGUUUUCCAAGCUGUUUAAAAUAUUAAGACCAGCCAGAUCAACAGCACCUACUGUAUGUUGCUAAAAAGCUGCCAAAGGGUUGUAUGGACAGGGAUGGACAGGGAGGAUUGGGCCGAAUCCAUGCUGCUUCGACAGUAAAAGGCAAAGAAAGGCUUCACUCAAUCCUCAUUAAAGUUCUGAAAGCAAGAAUCCAAAAUGCGAUUUAUCAUGGCAGUGAUGAGAGGUCUUGUGCUUCUAUUCUUGGUCUUUUCUGUGGAGAAUGCAGCAGCUGAUGACUGUCCAUUUGGAUGGACUCCUUUUGGAGUUGAAUGCUUCAAGUUAAUCCUUCAGGAAGUUGAUUGGGUCGGAGCAGAGAAAAAUUGUCAAAGCCUUGAUGGAAAUCUUGCGUCUGUGCGCAGUAAAGCACAAAAUGAUUUUCUCCUGAGUCUGGUACCUGUUAACACAAAUGUUUGGAUUGGAGGUCAUGAUGCUGAAAUGGAAGAACAAUGGCUGUGGACAGACGGAUCUCCAUUUGACUACAGCAACUUGUGCAAUGGUCAACCUGACAAUUAUAAAGAUUCUGAGCACUGCCUGCAGAUAAACUGGAGCAGUAAUGGUUGCUGGAACGAUAACCAAUGUGGUAUCGAACAAGGUUACGUUUGUGCUCGAAACCCCUGAUGAGAAUUCUGCAUACAGUACAUCUUCAACAUUUUACCAUCAUAUAAUCUCUAAACUUCCAUCACUUGAAAUACGUCUCAAAGCAAUAAAAGCAUUAAAAAAUCUAA
Molecule: messenger RNA, 1310 nt
Organism: Triplophysa dalaica
Lineage: Eukaryota; Metazoa; Chordata; Actinopteri; Cypriniformes; Nemacheilidae
Product: galactose-specific lectin nattectin-like
Exons: 11
Coding region: 742-1203 (153 amino acids)
Molecular function (GO): signaling receptor activity
Source: RefSeq, a predicted model, not a curated record